AUGGAUUGUUCAGAAGGAAGUCUACAGAAACUGGUCAGCGAAUAUCAAGAACUAAACGGCUCGGCCAUCGACGAAAUCACCGACAGACUGCCGACCGCACUGGAACUGUCGCGAUCGAUCGCCAGUAAUAGGCCGCUGGUAAUUCGGUCGUAUGCUGCACUGCAAAGAGUAUCUGAUUCCGCGAGGGAUGACCAGCAUCAUCAUCUCAAAGAUCUACCGGAAUGGACCGAUUUAAAGCUGGUCGAGAAGCUAGGCGACCAACCCAUUACAGUGGCAAGAACACCAUCUGGUAAUGCAGAUUCAAUCGUCGAUGGAAAAUAUUUUGUUGAACCAGCAUAUGAGAAAGUCACGAUGUCUGAUUUCCUAGCUGAACUACGCGCCUCGGAGACUAGCCUGCACCGCGAUCCACCCUUAAACACCUCAAAUCCUGCCCGGUCUUCAGGGUCGACAAGGGAUGUCGUUUAUCUGCAAUCGCAAGAUGGGAACUUGGCAAAGGAGCUUCUUCCACUUCUUCCCAAUGUCGGUGAUCACGUACCCGUAGCCAGCCAGGCGCUAGGCACAGAUCAACCUGACGCUGUGAAUCUUUGGAUUGGCGAUGACAGAAGUAUUACCUCACUUCACAGCGAUCCGUAUGAGAAUUUCUACCUACUGAUUGAAGGAUCGAAGACUUUCACACUCUUCCCGCCGGUGGAGUACUAUUGUAUGCAUGAAGGAAAGUACCGAUCAAGCAAAUAUCACUGGGACGAAUCGGAGCAGAGGUGGACCAUCAUACCCAAAAGUGCUGAGAAGGAGCAUAUGGUUCCGUGGAUUCCGAUUGAUCCUCUCAAGCCAGAUUAUAUGAAGUACCCGAGAUUCAGAUUCGCCAGAUCGAUGAGUGUAACACUUCACCAGGGCGACUUGCUCUAUCUUCCUUCGCUCUGGUAUCACCAUGUUCAAGCCCAUAGGACUACUCCUAGUGGCUUGAUCAUCGCGUGUAAUUGGUGGUACGAUAUGAAUUAUGAAGGUGCCCAUUACGCUUUAUUUUCGUACCUCAGGAGACAGGUAUUGGCAUUAAAUCAAGCUGACCAAUCGCAACCUAGGCCUGAGGAAGAUCCAUCUGAUGAUGACUCUAUUGUUGACUUCAAUCACUGUGGAAAUUAG
Puccinia triticina is the source of this 1140-nucleotide messenger RNA. RefSeq lists its product as uncharacterized. The record is from RefSeq and is a predicted model, not a curated record. Bases 1 to 1140 code for a protein of 379 amino acids. Gene Ontology annotation, molecular function: 2-oxoglutarate-dependent dioxygenase activity. The transcript is spliced from 7 exons. Lineage: Eukaryota; Fungi; Basidiomycota; Pucciniomycetes; Pucciniales; Pucciniaceae.